GAAAGAUCUUGAAAGAACUCCAUCCCCGGCCAUCUCUCUCUUCUUUGAUUAGAAAGGUGGGUGGAAAGUGAUCCGAACGUCUGAUCUAUGGCUAAGAAGAUCACAAAUAUGAUCACUUCUUGGAUUGAGGUAGCUCCUGCCCUCAUUGUUUAUCCCCACAAGCCUUCUAAUUCACCGAGUCUGGAGCCUAUCGCUGAAGAGGAUGACGAGGAAUUCGAUCAGGAUGAUUCCCAGUCUUAGCUAAUUUAAUGCAUUUGAUCCCAAUGAAGUGUUGCUGAAUCCCAAAUGCAUGUAAAACAUUCAUGUUGUUCCUCAUUCUAGAUGGCGUACAGAAGAACAAUAAUAAUUCAGAUGAUGGGUGUUUUGCUGA
Juglans regia (Persian walnut) is the source of this 370-nucleotide messenger RNA. RefSeq lists its product as uncharacterized. The transcript has a single exon. The record is from RefSeq and is a predicted model, not a curated record. Lineage: Eukaryota; Viridiplantae; Streptophyta; Magnoliopsida; Fagales; Juglandaceae. Bases 88 to 240 code for a protein of 50 amino acids.